Messenger RNA from Oncorhynchus mykiss (rainbow trout), 2930 nucleotides. RefSeq names its product zinc finger protein 622 (gene znf622). NCBI's taxonomy places the organism in Eukaryota, Metazoa, Chordata, Actinopteri, Salmoniformes, Salmonidae. Gene Ontology annotation, biological process: ribosomal large subunit biogenesis. The record is from RefSeq and is a predicted model, not a curated record. Gene Ontology annotation, cellular component: preribosome, large subunit precursor. Gene Ontology annotation, molecular function: zinc ion binding; nucleic acid binding.
UUUUAUUUUGAAAAUGUCCGAAAUUCCAUGACCUGGAAAUACUUUUGAAGUGUCGCUGAAACCCACGUGUGGAGGAAGACAAGUUUGCAGUCGUUUGCAUAAACACGUAGUUCGCUUCCAAAUUUUCUUCAAGGAGGGCUUUGAAUUGGUUGACUUUAGAAUGAAUAUUCCCAUUAACUACGACGACGAACCUGCCCCCACAAAAGUUCAUGCCACAACCAUGUCCUCGUAUACCUGCAUCAGCUGUCGUGUGGCCUUCGCAGAUGGUGAGGUCCAGCGUGCCCACUACAAAACCGACUGGCACCGUUACAACCUGAAACGCAAAGUUGCCGACAUGCCCCCUGUGACUGCAGAGAAUUUCCAGGAGCGUGUGCUGGCGCAACGGGCCGCCACCGAACAACAGGUGACUGGCGCCACUGUCAGCGAGGGCUGCACCACGUGCAACAAGAAGUUUUCCAGCUCCAAUGCCUACCAGAACCACCUGCAGUCCCACAAGCACCAGCAGGCAGAGAAGCAGGCCUUGCUGGCAGCCCAGAAGAAAGUGGAGAUGAUGAAUGAGAAAAACCUGGAGAAGGGCCUUGGGGACGACGGCAAGGUGGACCACAAUGCCAAGAACGAAGCGCUACAGCAGGCCCUAAAGCCGCCGCAACGGCCCAAUCCGGAAAAGGCCCAGGCUUCAGGAGUGGAGAGGCCAGCAGCGGAUAAGGCCAAGCCGGAGAAACCGCCCAGGCUGCAAUGGUUUGAGGGGCAAGCAAAGAAGAUGGAGGGAGAGGAAUUGGCCACAGCUGAGGAAGAAGAGUGGGAGGAUGUGGAUGGCGACAAUGACAUGGAUGAUGAUGACUUCGAGGAAGAUGCUGACGAAACCAUGGAGCACGAGGAAGGGGAUGGUGCUGCUUCGGCUUCCCCCCACCACGCCGUUCUACCAGGGGCCAUCCCCCCCACGGACUGUUUGUUCUGCCCCCACCACUCUCACUCACUCCUCAAAAACCUGGCUCACAUGACAAAAGUGCACAGCUUCUUCCUGCCCGACCUGGAAUUUCUAAUCAACCUCAAGGGACUAAUUUGCUACCUGGGAGAGAAAGUGGGCGCUGGUAAGGUGUGUCUGUGGUGUAACGAGAAAGGUCGCUCCUUUUACUCCACUGAGGCAGUACAGGGCCACAUGACUGACAAAAGCCACUGCAAGCUCUUCACCGACGGAGAUGCAUCGCUGGAGUUUGCCGACUUCUACGACUUCAGGACAAGUUAUCCUGACCAGAAAGAGGGAGAUGAUGUUGAGAUGGAGGAUGAAGAGUUGCCGGACGGGAAGAACAUAGACUACGAUGAUGAUACGCUGGAGCUCACCCUUCCCUCAGGUGCUAAGAUUGGCCACCGCUCUCUGAUGCGAUACUACAAGCAGCGUUUCGGCGCACCCAGGACUGUGGCGUUGGCCCACAACAGGAACGCAGUGGGUCGGGUACUCAGGCAGUACAAGGCCCUGGGCUGGGGUGGAGACAUGGGUAAAAACUCUUUCCAUCAGAACCAGAAGGACAUGAAGUUUGUCCAGAAGAUGAAGUCAAGGUGGAUGCUGAAGAUAGGCAUGGGCAACAACUCUAACAAACAGACCCACUUCAGGCUCCAAGUCAUGUUCUAGUCCCUUGACAGAAAAUACAGCGUUAGAUCCCCAUAUACCUGACUCUCAUAUCAUUGGACAGUCCCUAAACCUUUUACGGCUAAUGUCUUGCAUCGUUCAAAGAUGUCUAUUGUAAACAUUCAGCACUCGUUAUAUCUGCUGCAUAUUGCAAAGGACUUCACCAUGACAUAAUUUUCAGAGCCGUUAAUAUUUACUGGAUAUGUCAUAUUCUAUUCAUGAUCCGAGGUCCUAUACAAAAUACUGAGUUACUGUUUUGUAUUUUGACAAAUGGCUGUAUAUUUCACAUCAUGAAAUUCUGACUUGGAUAAUUUGUCUUAAUUCAUGCUGUCAUUCCAGCAAGUAAUUGUUUAUAAAAUACAAUUGAGGUUGAGUAAUAAACAUUAAGGAAUCGUUAUGUUUCACAUUUGACAAAUUUAACUGAUUCCAUUGGUAAAUAUGACAAUUUUAUGCCCAUUUGGUUAUUGAGUUUAUGGGUAUUUAUUUGUGCAAAGCACAAAUAGAGGGAUCAGUCACUUUGGACAGGUUUUUGCCAGCAAAAUUAAUCAAACAUAUUGUUGCAAAUUCAGGAGGAAGCCAUGACCGUGAUUAUAACCCAGGUCCAGUGACUGUCAAGCCAACCCCUUAACUGUUACGACAGGAGGUCUCAAACUCUUAACACCUAGCUACCUUGUUAAGGUCGCUACAACGUUUUUAGAAGUCAAAGGUAUAUUUCCCCAAAAUUUGAAAAUAUAAUUUGCUUCCUGAACUUGCAGUCUAAGGACAAUGAGAAACUGCAAUCCACACUGGUUGUGUUUAAUACACAGAGCAAAAAUAGAAAAGCAAUGUACAGUGUUGGUGCUGAAAUAAAAGAUCCCAGAAAUGUUCCAUAUACAAAAAAAAUGUAUUUCUCAAAUGUUGUGCACAAAUUUGUUUAUAUCCCUGUUGGUGAUGAGUUGUUGCCGCCUCAAGUCAUUUUAGAGAAUUUGGCAGUACAUCCACGGAGACGUGCUGAUGUCAAUGUUGUGAACAGAGUGCCCCAUGUUGGCGGUCAGAUUUUGGUAUGAGCAGGCAUAAGCUACAGACAGCGAACACAGUUAUAUUUUAGCAUUGGCAAUUUCAAUGUAAAGAUACCGUGACACGAUCCUGUGCCAUCACCUCAUGUUUCAGCAUAAUGCAUGGCACAAAGGAUCUGUACACAAUUGGAAGCUGAAAAUGUAACUCAGUGAAAUCUUUUGAAAUAGUUUCCUGUUAAGUUUUAUAUUUGUGUUCAGUGUAUAAUGUUAUUCCAAUGCCCUAGAAAAUAAAGGCUAAUUUCCUUGAA